This is a messenger RNA of Pezoporus occidentalis (night parrot), 1831 nucleotides long. RefSeq names its product adenosine deaminase like (gene MAPDA). The transcript is spliced from 10 exons. Gene Ontology annotation, biological process: inosine biosynthetic process; adenosine catabolic process. The coding region runs from base 31 to 1080 and encodes 349 amino acids. Lineage: Eukaryota; Metazoa; Chordata; Aves; Psittaciformes; Psittacidae. Gene Ontology annotation, molecular function: adenosine deaminase activity. The record is from RefSeq and is a predicted model, not a curated record.
GGCCUGCCGUGGGCCGGCACCGGCACCGUCAUGGCGGCGGAGCGGGAGCGGGACCUGUGCUUCUACCGGCAGCUGCCCAAAGUGGAACUUCAUGCUCAUUUGAAUGGCUGUAUCAGUUCUGCCACUAUGAAGAAACUUGCGGCCCGGAAGCCAGACUUGCAGAUCCAGAACGGAAUGACUGUGAUUGACAAAGGAAAGAAAAGAACCUUAGAAGAGUGUUUUCAGAUGUUCCAGAUCAUCUAUCAGAUUACCACUAGGACUGAAGAUAUUUUACUGAUAACUAAAGAUGUUAUUAAAGAAUUUGCUGAUGAUGGUGUCAGGUAUCUGGAACUGAGGAGCACUCCUAGAGAAGAAGAGUCUACAGGUAUGACCAAAAGGAUGUAUGUUGAAACUGUACUUGAGGGUAUAAAGCAGUGUAAAGAAGAAGGCUUGGAUAUAGAUGUAAGAUUGUUAAUAGCAAUAAAUAGAAGAUGUGGCCCGGCAGUUGCUAAGCAGACUGUUAAACUUGCUGAAAAGUUCCUUCUUUCCACUGAUGGGGUUGUAGUAGGACUUGACUUCAGUGGUGAUCCCACCGCAGGACAUGGUAAGGAUUUUUUGGAACCACUCUUGGAAGCAAAGAAAGCAGGUCUGAAGCUGGCAUUGCAUCUCUCAGAGAUUCCAAAUCAAGAAGAGGAGACUAAAAUCCUCCUGGGCCUGCCUCCUGACAGAAUUGGACAUGGAACGUUUCUCAACUCCGCAGAUUCAGAAGAGUUGGUGCUACUUGUUCGGCAGAAUCAGAUACCCAUUGAACUUUGCAUGACAUCAAACAUCAAAACUCAGACAGUGCCUUCCUGUGACAAACACCAUUUUGGAUACUGGUACAAUAUGGGCCACCCUACAGUGCUUUGUACUGAUGAUAAAGGCGUCUUUGCAACAGAUCUAUCGCAAGAAUACGAGCUGGUUGCGAAAACAUUUAAUCUGACUCGAUCGCAGAUGUGGGAUCUUUCCUAUGACUCCAUCAACUAUAUCUUUGCUUCAGAUGUAAUAAAAUCAAAGCUGAGGGAAAAAUGGGAUAGGCUGAAGUCAACUCUGUUUGACUGAUCGAACCGCUGCUGUAAACAGCUUGGGUGUAUUAGCUCACAUAAUAAGCAUUUUUUUACCGAAGUUCCUGGCUUUAUUCAGACUUCAGGUUUAUAAAUCCAUCCCAUAAACUGUGCCUGUGCAGAAUGAAGACAACAGGAAUAUGUCCUUUGUGGGAACAGAAGUCAAUGUUAAGUAGUUGGGAAGGGCUCUCAACUAGAGACUAAAAUUGCAAGUGUGUUGUCAUGUUUUUCUGUCCAGUUGAUACGGCCUUUUCAGAAUGUUCUUAGUUGAAAUAUAUCAUCAUACUACAAUCAUCUGGGAGCUGGAGCAAACUGCAGGCACAACUGAUAGGGUUUAAAAUGUCUCUGUUGGUAACAUUAUUAAGCAGUUUGUCUGUAUGACGUGUAUAUUUGUGUAUUGUAUUGGUUUUAAACUAAAGUUUUGAGCCAUUGAUUAAACAUGAUGACAGAAACAAACUCAGGGAGAAUGAAAUAUUUGUCCCAAAGGAAUAAAAUAUUGCAUCUGUUUUAAUUGGUGUACAUGUGUGACUGAAGGCUCCUGUGGAUGGUGUAGCAGGUGUGGCAGUGUCUAUUGAUGCACUUAGCACUGGAAGUAUUUAGACAAAGUUAGGACUCUUGAAUGCCUUGGUAAAUUGUGAGCUACUUGGGAAAAAUGUUCUAAUUCUUAAAAUGCUUCUUACAUUUGCUGUUUGUUUCUUGGAAAAAAAAAAAAAAACCAAUAAACCCAUCUUUAAUCUCCCAGGUUUUCA